CACGAAACACGCACGCGGACGAAAUACUUCAACAUGAGAGAGGAAUUCUAGAUACUUUGGACAAAUGUUUUGUAAGUAUCUUUUGCAAACUAAAUGUCGACCGCUCAAAGAAUUUCAUCUAUUCUCUCUUUUUUCCAUCGAAUUGUAUGUUAAAAUUAUUCAGCUUUUUAGUCUGAACUGAAAAUUGGCCGAGUACGGUUUUUUUGCGCCUCGAUCUCAGGCAUUUUUUUUUUUUACCGUGGUGCAUGGGAACUUUUAUAAUAAUAUUUGUGUUGUUUUGAGAAAACACCCUUUCCCUCCCACCCCACCCCAACGAGUAUAAUGCUUUGGUUUUUUUGUCUUCACCCUCUCAGUUGAGAUAAACCCCCUUCCCCCCCCCCCCCCCUUCACUUCCACUCAGUACCUCGAAAAAUACUAUCUCAACUCCAUUCAGUCCUUUGAAACCUCUGGCUUUAAAAUAUUGUCUGCUCCUAACCCCUUAACCCCUACAUGUGACUGGCUUCCAAUUUCUCCUUACAUUAUCUUCCUUGAAGCAAACGUAAAGGUCAAGAGAGUCAAGGAAAUGAUCACAAAUUUAAGAAACUCCUGAUUGUCAAACAGAUUUUCAUUAAAUUUUUCCUACCAUAGGAAAUGUAAAGAGAACAGUGUGACUGACUUCUAAUUUGACCCCUUACACUAUCUUCCUUGAAGCAAAUUUAAAAGUGACAAGAAUAAAGAAAAUGAUCACCAAUUUAAAGAGCUCCCAAUCAUCAAACACAUUCUGUCUGUACCAUAGGAAAUGUAAAGAGAACAGUGUGAAGAGAACAGUGUGACUGGCUUCUAAUUUCUCCUUACAUCAUCUUCCCAGAAGCAGAUGUAAAGGUUGUGAGAAUAAAGGAAAUGAUAACCUAGUGAAGAAGCUCCUGAUUGUCAAACAAAUUCUCUUUGUCAGUACCAUAAGAAAUGUGAAGAGAUCAGUUUGGGGAAUAUGAAUACUUAUGUUAGGGUGAAAAGGAGCCAUAGGUUGAGGUUCGUGAUAAUAAACUAGUGUAACCAUGUCUGAUAGCAUAAUUGUUUUUCUUUUCAUUUUCUUAGGUUCUUCUGUUGUGGUUAAUGAGCUGCUCUCCAUAAUCAAGUUGAGACAAAAAGGGUCAUAUUAUGAACCAAUUUAAUUCAAUGGGUUUUAUGAGAAAAUUUCUUGUGCAAGUUAGACUUGUAGGACUUUUCAAGAAUUGCUGUUCAUCAUUGCCUUUUAUACAAGCCAGGGGUUUAACAAAAAGUGUUCUUGCAUCACCUGUUAAACCACAACAAAACUGGAUCAGGUGUAAAAGGAUAAGCCUUGGCUUACCAUCAGUCCUAUGCGCUUUCAAGUCUGUUUCUGUGAAGACCCUGGCUAAGGAUAUUUCAGCUGUCAAGUCUGCCAGUGAAUAUCUUUACUUGUAUGACAGAUUUAAGGACUCACCUGCUAUGACUCAAAUGAAUCGCAUAACAAUUCUGCAUCAUUUAGCCAAGGUGGCUGCCAGUGGACCAAAGAAGAACUUCUUCUCUACAAGAAAAGUUCUGAAUGAUGAAAUGGAAAUUUUUAUCACCUUGUUGAACAAUAUUGGAAAUGAUCUUGAGACAUGCAAGACUCGUGAUCUUGCGACUAUUGUAUGGUCAUUAGGAAAACUAAGGGAGCAUGAUGCAUGGUUUGUUACAGAAUGUGAGAAUGAAAUACUUCGGCGAGAUCAGACCUCAUUUCGGACACCAGCUGUGUGUAAGAUUCUUAUUGGUUUUGCUUCACUUGACUUGAAAAGAUCCAAGUUCUUCGGAAUCGUUGAACAAAGAAUUCUGGAUGGGCAGCUUAAGAUGGCGAAAUUUGAAAAUCGUGGACUGGCUGGUGUUCUGUGGUCUUUUACUAAAACUGGAAAUGAGAGUAAAGAACUAUUAGAAAAGUUCCAAGAAGAGAUUUUGUUGAGAGGUGUGAGAGAAUUUAGCAAUGACCAGCUUGCUCAGUUUUUAUGGUCAUUCACCCAGAAAGGAAUUGUACCAUGUGAUAAACUGUUUUCAAUUACAGAAGAGGAAAUUUUGCAAAGACCAGUUAGAGAUCUCAGUGCUCAUUGCCUCAAGAUGCUGUUAUGGUCCUUUGCAAGAGCUGGAUUUGAAGGGAGAGAAGGGCAUGAUCUUUUUGCUAGUUUAAGUCCUGAAAUAAUACGGAGAGGUGUUCAUGAUUUUGAUGCAGAUGAUCUCUCGAUGUUAGCAUGGGCAUUUGCCAAAAGGUGCCCAGAUGCCCUAGAGAUCUUUGAUGUGAUAGAAGAAGAACUCUACUUAAGAGGUUUUGCAGAGUUAGGAAACCAAGAAUUGUCACAUCUUUUAUGGUCAUUUGCAAUGUCUGGUCAUACAAGUACUGAGCUUUUUCUUAACAGCCAAAAGGUAUUGAUUUCAAGGGAUUUAAGUAUGCUAAAAGCUGAGCAGUUUACUCAGUUAGUUUGGGCAUUUGGAAAAUCAACACUUUUAAGAUCAGAAUUUUUAACAAAGGCAGUGAGUGACAUGUUAUCACAUGCUACUGUUUACUCUGAUGAGGAACUGUGUAUGAUAUUAAAUGGAUGUGUUCAGGUAUCAGUAGAUAUCCAAGAGCCUCUUAAGCAGUUGAAAAGAGAAGUUUUGGAUAGAAACAUGCCUCAAAAUAAACCUGAGCUCAUUCCUCAAUUGGCCUCAGGUUUCUCUACAUGUAGCUAUGAAGCAGCAUCAGUAUUUGAUGCGAUAGAGAAAUCACUGCUCACUAACAGCCUUUCUAUGUAUACAGAGCAAGAACUGCAAGGUUUAAGUAUGGCUUUUUCUAUAAUGGAUAGAGAAUUUCCCAAAGUAAAGCAAAAACUAUAG
Messenger RNA from Pocillopora meandrina, 2841 nucleotides. The record is from the annotation of a GenBank genome assembly. NCBI's taxonomy places the organism in Eukaryota, Metazoa, Cnidaria, Anthozoa, Scleractinia, Pocilloporidae.